Penicillium taxi is the source of this 777-nucleotide messenger RNA. Its product is annotated as HesB/IscA family protein. Gene Ontology annotation, cellular component: mitochondrion. Gene Ontology annotation, molecular function: 4 iron, 4 sulfur cluster binding; 2 iron, 2 sulfur cluster binding; iron ion binding. The record is from RefSeq and is a predicted model, not a curated record. The coding region runs from base 1 to 777 and encodes 258 amino acids. The transcript has 2 exons. Gene Ontology annotation, biological process: iron-sulfur cluster assembly. Lineage: Eukaryota; Fungi; Ascomycota; Eurotiomycetes; Eurotiales; Aspergillaceae.
AUGGAACGAUGUCAUGGCAUUGACAACUACUUUAAAUUUGGUCAUUUUUUAGGACUUCGUGUUCGAAAGUCUUACGCAACUUUCAAAAUGUCUCGGACAUUUAUGCCAUCUAUCAACACCCGGCAGGUCUUCUCAAGAGGAUAUUCCAGACUAUUCUCAACUUCCCGGCCUGCUAAGCGCCUCUCCACAUCUUGCGAAAUCGUUCAUCGUCGAGCAAGCGCCGCAGCAGCAGUUGGCGCAUCGUUUCACACACCUUCUAUCUCCCGACGACCACCAUCACGCUGCUACAUUCGUCAAUCCGUUGCCUCGUUUUCGUCAUCGUCCGUCCGCGCAGCUACGCAGGUUCUACAAAAUCCGAGAACCGGAGAUGAUGGAGCAACAUUAAUGAUAAAUAUCUCACCUCGAGCUGCGGAGCGUUUGCGAGAAAUCACCGAUCCUACUUCAUCUCCUUCUGCUAUUCAGGAAGAAAAUCCUUACAACCAUCUUCGAAUUACUGUGACCAGCGGCGGCUGCCAUGGUUUCCAGUAUAUGAUGUCGCUAGAGUCAGCUAGCAAGAUCGAUGCUGAAGAGGACACCAUCUUCCAGGGUGAGGCCGAGACUGCUACGUCAGAGGGCGGAGAAGCCAAGGUCGUCAUGGACGAGCCUUCGUUGGAGCUUCUAUCUGGAAGCACGGUAGAUUAUACCACCGAGUUAAUUGGGAGUCAAUUCAAGAUUGUUGAUAAUCCACGAGCCACAAGUAAUUGUGGUUGCGGGACUAGCUUCGAUGUGAUGGAUUGA